CCGCCCCCGCCGCCACCCCGGCGCGCCCGCGCGCGUCCCCGCCUCUGUCCCCGCCUGGAAGCACCGCUGAAGAUGGCGAGCCCGGAGCCCCGGGAGCACGCCGAGGAAGGAUGCCCGGCUCCGGCCGCCGGCGAGCAGCCGCCGCCGCCCCGGGAUCCCCCGGAGAAGGAGAAGGAGGAGGAGGCACAGGGGGAGGCGGCGGCGGCUGUGGCCGGCCCGGGGCCGCAGGUGGAGGAGGCCGCGGGCCCGGUGGCCGCCGCGGUGACUUGGCUGCUCGGGGAGCCGGUCCUGUGGCUGGGCUGCCGCGCCGACGAGCUCCUGAGCUGGAAGAGGCCGCUGCACAGCCUGCUCGGCUUCGCCGGCGCCAACCUGCUGUUCUGGUUCCUUGCGCUGACUCCAUGGAGAGUGUAUCACCUGAUUUCCGUCAUGAUACUGGGGCGUGUUAUUAUGCAAAUAAUAAAGGAUAUGGUUUUAUCUAGAACAAGAGGUGCACAGUUGUGGAGAAGUCUCAGUGAAAGCUGGGAAGUUAUCAAUUCCAAAGCAGAUGAAAGACCCAGACUUAGCCACUGUAUUGCAGAAUCAUGGAUGAAUUUCAGCAUAUUUCUUCAAGAGAUGUCUCUUUUUAAACAGCAGAGCCCUGGCAAGUUUUGUCUCCUGGUCUGCAGUGUGUGCACAUUUUUUACGAUCUUGGGAAGUUACAUUCCUGGGGUUAUACUCAGCUAUCUACUAUUACUGUGUGCAUUUUUGUGUCCACUGUUUAAGUGUAAUGACAUUGGACAAAAAAUAUACAGCAAAAUCAAGUCAGUUCUGCUGAAACUAGAUUUUGGAAUUGGAGAAUACAUUAAUCAGAAGAGACGUGAGAGAUCAGAAGCAGAUAAAGAAAAAAGUCACAAAGAUGACAGUGAAUUAGACUUUUCAGCUCUUUGUCCUAAGAUUAGCCUCACUGUUGCUGCCAAAGAGCUAUCUGUGUCUGACACGGAUGUCUCAGAGGUGUCCUGGACUGAUAACGGGACCUUCAACCUUUCAGAAGGAUACACUCCGCAGACAGACACUUCCGAUGAUCUUGACCGACCUAGUGAAGAAGUUUUCUCUCGAGAUCUUUCGGAUUUUCCAUCUCUAGAAAAUGGCAUGGGAACAAAUGAUGAAGACGAAUUAAGCCUUGGCUUGCCCACUGAGCUGAAGAGAAAAAAGGAACAGCUAGACAGUGGUCACAGACCAAGCAAAGAGAGGCAGUCAGCAGCUGGUCUCAGUCUUCCUCUGAACAGUGACCAAACCUUUCACUUGAUGAGCAACCUGGCUGGGAACGUCAUCACUGCCGCAGUGACUGCUGCUAUCAAAGACCAGUUAGAGGGUGUGCAGCAAGCAAUUUCUCAGGCUGCACCCAGCCCAGGAGAAGAUACAGACACUGAAGAAGGUGAUGACUUUGAACUACUUGACCAGUCAGAGCUGGAUCAAAUUGAGAGUGAAUUGGGACUUACGCAAGACCAGGAAGCAGAAGCACAGCAAAAUAAGAAGUCUUCAGGCUUCCUUUCAAAUCUACUUGGAGGCCAUUAAUCUAGGAAUCAGCAGCUUGCAACAGAGCACCAAAAAUCCCACCAAAAAAAUUUCAAACAAGCAAAAAAAAAAAAAAAGAAAGAAAGAAAGAAAAACAAAAAAAAUUGAACUAUAAGCUUUAAUUAUUACUUUAGAUUUUUUGUUUUACUUUCCCUUCUGCAGUGAAUUGAUUGGAUAUAUAUCAGCUGACGCUGAUAGACUGAUAUUUCUGAUAGUUAUUUUUAUGUUAUAAGCAUGGAAAUGAACUUUAUAUACACACACACACUGUUGUCAGAGAUAAAUAUUGGGGGUUGUUUUUUAAGCAAAAAAAAGAAAGAAAACCAAAUUAUUAAAAUCUUCCUAUAAGUAUUCUUUCUUUUUUCUUUACAAUUAAUUUUUCAAGCAUGCAAAAACAGUUUAUUAUAAUUUAUUGAAAAAUAUUAACAAUUGUGAAGACAUGCUGUAUCAGCUCCCUUAUUCCUAAUACCUGGAAACAGUUUUAAAAAAAGAAACUGGUAGAUUUUGAUGUAAAAAGACAGAAAUUAUCAAGGUACCUUUAAUUAAAGGACUUGGGAAAUACUAUCAAAAUUAAUUUCCUAGGAAAAAAUUUAAAAAUAUAUUUAAGUAUUCGGGAUAGGCUGAAACAUUUCCAUGUUAUUUCUGCAGUUGUAGACUUAGGCUUACUUGUGAAGUGGCAUGCUCCAUUGACUGCCAUCUGUAGUCUUGCAGUGGGUGGUAUUAACCCAUAGAAAGCAAGUAGUUAUAUAUCACAUAGACAAUGGCUACGAUGUAAACAGAUUCAGCUGUUUUGCUGUUCAUUUGUCAUAUGUUUGUAAAAGGGAUGUUGUGAGUGCAGAUCUAUUCUGCCUGCUCAGACUUAAAUUAAACCUUUAUCUUUUAUAUUGUGUCAUGGAAAAAGUCUCCUAAAAUUCUGAAACUAGUGCUUGAUAUGUUCUGAGUGAUGUGGUUAUCAACAAUAAAGAAAUAAUAACUCUGUUUUCUUAGUCUGUAUAGAUAGAGGAGAGGAACUUGCUUGGCUUUAUAUUUAUUUGCCAUUGAAGUCUAAAUAUGUAAUCUGUUUAUUCUUGGGAAAAUAGAAUAUAUUUUUUCUUUUAUUUUAAACUUUUUUAGAUCACUUCUAAAUAACCAAAUUUGAUUUAUGGUUUUUAACAAAGGACUAAAAAGCAGAAACCAAGCUAGUUUUGUUUUUGUGAUACAAACUUUAAGUGUUGAGGGACCAUGUCAGCAACUACCAAAAAUCUCUUAAAUCUUCAGGUAUAGCUGGCAUUUCUGCAGAUGCACUGAGACAUCUGAGACCCUCAGAAAGGAAGGAUAAUCUAAGAAUAUAGGAAAUUUGUGUUCUCUUCCUUUCAUUUUAUCCCUUUUCUUAUAUUUUUAAAGACUCAAUAUAGGUAAUCUCACAUUUUAAUGUAGCAUCUCUUAUUUAUUUUUUCUUUCUGAGGUAUUAAAAUAUCUAGACUGAAUUUUGCCAAAUGUUAAAGGGAGAAAAGUUACUGAAGACUUUGAACACUUGCUUUUUGUGACUGACUAUGCUUAUGUGUCAUUAGUGCCUCAUGAUUGUGUUUGAUGUCCUUUAUUGAUAAAGUGAGCCUGUGCCUUUAUUAUCUUGCCCAUUUUAAUACAAAUGGAAACCUGGUGUUAGAACAUCUCUGAACUGUGUGAGUUUUGGAGGAAUAUACCUGAAUUCUAUUCAAUAAGAGUUUCUGGACAUGAAAAAAUACAGUCACAUAUUUAUAAAACAGUUGUUACCAG
Messenger RNA from Lemur catta (Ring-tailed lemur), 3306 nucleotides. It is a transcript of the gene RETREG1, whose product is annotated as reticulophagy regulator 1. The record is from RefSeq and is a predicted model, not a curated record. The transcript has 9 exons. Gene Ontology annotation, cellular component: endoplasmic reticulum membrane. Bases 73 to 1554 code for a protein of 493 amino acids. Lineage: Eukaryota; Metazoa; Chordata; Mammalia; Primates; Lemuridae. Gene Ontology annotation, biological process: reticulophagy; negative regulation of neuron apoptotic process.